AAUAGGAAAUCAAGAGUACUUGCGGAAAACAUGAUAACCUACGGAGUAAACGUUAUUUACGUCCAGUGGCGAAAGCUAGAUGCAAAAUUAAACUGUUAUAACUAAAUGUUUUUCUCUUUUUUUAUCGGCAAAAAUACUUGCAGUAGCAGGACCGUGUCGGAGAAAAUUCACAGGAAGUAAUACUGUCCUGAUUGACUGUUCACUGUAACUUCUUGCACUUGAAUUCAGUAGCUAGCUAGUAUUUGUGUUAGACUGCCGUCAGUUCCAGCUGUGUUGAGACAUGUCGGAGUCCGGUCACAGUCAACCUGGGAUGUACGGCCAGGGACGCAGGAGGAGGCGACGCCGCGGGGACAGGGAUGUUGGACCCCCGGGGCAAAAUCUGUCCGGCCCCAGUCGAGAUCGAGAAUACCAGCCGAGAGAGCGGAGGGAUGGGAGUGAGGACCCACCAGGUCCACUCAUUCAGAAGACCCCUAUUAUUCUGGCAAAACCCCCCGGAGAAAGGGCCAAGACAACACAGAAUACCACUGUCAGUGGAACUCCAGUCCUGGAAAAGCCUAUUAUGCUAAUGAAGGCCAGGGAUGACGGUGGGAAGCCUGGGACCCCUCCAGAGGCAGCACCUCAGCCCUCUGGUCCAGGACCCUCCAAGAUCGAGAGGGAAGGGCAGCGACCCACUCAGCCUGUAUACCAGAUCCAAAACCGGGGAAUGGGUGCUUCUGCAUCGAGCAGUGCCGUGGACCCCAUGGUUGGUCAAUCUAAACUCCUUCCUCCAGAGAAGAUGAAGCACAGUAUCAAGUUAGUAGAUGAUCAGAUGAAUUGGUGUGACAGUGCCAUGGAGUAUCUAAGAGACCAGACAGAUAUGCUGGUGGUAGGAGUCCUUGGCCUGCAGGGAAGUGGAAAAUCUACCAUAAUGUCACUGUUAUCUGCCAACACCACUGAGGAAGAUCAAAGGAGUUAUGUAUUUCGAGCCCAAACACAAGAAAUCAAGGAAAGAGGAGGAAACCAGAGCACAGGCAUUGAUUUCUUUAUCACACAGGAAAGAGUCAUCUUCUUGGAUACUCAGCCAAUGCUUAGUCCUUCAAUUCUCGACCACCUCAUCAACAACGACCGGAAGCUGCCUCCUGAGUACAACCUUCCUCACACAUAUGUUGAGAUGCAGUCUCUUCAGAUCGCUGCCUUCCUGUUUACAGUGUGUCAUGUAGUUAUCGUGGUUCAAGAUUGGUUUAGUGACUUAAACCUCUACAGGUUUCUUCAGACUGCUGAGAUGGUGAAGCCCUCCACUCCCUCUGCAAGCCACGAUAGCACUGGCUCAUCAGGAAAUGAGGACGGAGCCGAGUACUAUCCUCAUAUAGUGUUUGUCCAGAAUAAGGCAAGGCGGGAUGAUUUUUGCCCAAGAACCCUGAAGGAUAUGCACAUGGUGGUGGACAAACUCAUGGCACACUCUCAUCUGAAAUACAAAGGUACUUUGUCCAUGCUCGACUGCAAUAUCUUUCCUGGCCUGGGGCAGGAUUAUCUGGCAACUGAAGUGAAUAUGUUUCUACUCCCUGUGCAGGAGAACGAUGGGGAGGAUAGUCUAACCAAAGCAGGGUCGGGAACAUACCCCCUCUUCUCUCUGCUUCCGGGGUACAGAGGUCACCCAUCUUUCUCUACGAUGGUGUCCAAGCUCCGCAGCCAAAUACUGGCCAUGCCUCGCUGUCAGCUGUCACACACCAUCCUCACUGAGAAGAAUUGGUUUCACUACGCAGCUCGUAUCUGGGACGGUGUGAAAAAGUCAUCUGCUCUUUCUGAAUACAGUCGCCUGCUCUGCUAAACACGUUUUUUAUUUGCUAUCAAAUAGCAGCGGGAUUUUUUUUAUAUUAAAACGGGUCACAUAAAAAACAUUGUUGCUCCUGAAAACUGGAGACUUUCACAAAAGACAGUUGUGAAACCGACACCUCAUUCAGUGGUGAAGAGUUACGUAUAAUUUUUCAGGUGAAGCACUUCUGAAAGACUCUUGGGAGUGUCAUGUUGGGAAGUUGUCUACCCAUUCACCGGAGGAAUUCCCACGCAGUUGACCCAUAACAGAGACAAGAGAGAAACAUGUUUUUCUGUUCAUGCAUAAGCAAGUUGUUUAUAUUAUGUGAUAUAACAGCAGUUUUGUACACAUACAUUCAGAGAUCAACACAGUCCUCUAGUUAUGUUUUCAUUAAAGAUUUAUUUAUUUAAAAAGAGGAUUUCCAAUUACUUGAUAGAAGGCAGGUCUUGUAAAAUCAUAAUUUGUGUUCAAGCACAGUACAAAUGGAUUAAAAAACCAUUGUUGCCCAGAACAAAAAGCCGCAUUGACUCAUAUUAAGAUAUAUCAAAAUAAUAAUUGUGACAUGACAUCCACAGGUGGGGAGCCUAAAUGAUUUAAGAAGUACUUUUUUUUUUAACUAGUUUUAUUGAUUAUCAAGGUCAAACAUUGAUCACAUACAAUCAUGAACACUCCUUGACAACAAAACUCAUUUAACAAUGUUAGUUACUGUACCAGUUUAUUUCCAAGUAGGAAAGGAAGAAA
This is a messenger RNA of Sphaeramia orbicularis (orbiculate cardinalfish), 2533 nucleotides long. RefSeq names its product protein SMG9. Gene Ontology annotation, biological process: nuclear-transcribed mRNA catabolic process, nonsense-mediated decay. Bases 281 to 1807 code for a protein of 508 amino acids. Lineage: Eukaryota; Metazoa; Chordata; Actinopteri; Kurtiformes; Apogonidae. The record is from RefSeq and is a predicted model, not a curated record. The transcript is spliced from 13 exons.